Oppiella nova is the source of this 1007-nucleotide messenger RNA. The record is from the annotation of a GenBank genome assembly. NCBI's taxonomy places the organism in Eukaryota, Metazoa, Arthropoda, Arachnida, Sarcoptiformes, Oppiidae.
CAACUUUAAGGCUCACGUGAGUCCGCACGAGAUGUUGCAGUCGGUGGUACUGUCGUCGCACAAGCGCUUCCAGAUCACCGAACAGGGAGAUCCGAUAGCAUUCCUCUCAUGGAUUCUCAAUACACUUCAUUUGGCGCUAAAAACUGGUGGAAAGGCAAAGAAGGGAAAGGGAGCCGAGGGUUCAACGGCACCGAUAGUCGACGACAGUUUGUCGAUAAUCUACGAGACAUUUAGGGGUAAAAUGAAGACCUAUUCCCGGAAAAUGAUUCCAAUGGAUAAGACAAUCGAUGAAAGGCUGCAACUGAUGCUCAACGAGGAGUACCGCGAAGUGUGCGAAGAGAUACCGUUCCUCUACCUGACCAUCGAUUUGCCGCCACAACCGCUGUUCAGGGAUGAGCUCACAGACAAUAUCAUACCUCAGGUCCCGCUCUUUACCAUUCUCUCCAAGUUUAAUGGCGUUCAGGAGAAGGAGUACAAGACAUACAAAGACUCAUCGAUGAAGAGAUUCGAGUUAACAGUUUUACCCAAAUAUCUCAUUCUAUACAUCAAACGGUUCACGAGAAACACAUUCUUCACCGAAAAGAACCCAACGAUCGUUAACUUCCCGCUCAGGAACGUCGACCUCUCGGAACUCCUAUCGCCUGAACACAGGACCGCCAAUCACUGCGUCUACGAUCUCAUCGCUAAUGUGGUCCACGAAGGCGAUCCCGAGGCCGGCAAAGGCACCUAUAGGUGCCAUGUCUUGCAUAGGGGCACCGGGAAGUGGUUUGAGUUGCAGGACCUACACGUGUCUGAGAUAUUGCCACAAAUGAUCACAUUAUCCGAGAGUUAUAUACAGAUUUGGGAGCAAAAGGAGGCUAUCGACUGAACCAUUGAUUACUAAUUUACCGUAUUAUUCAAAUGCUAACUAAUAUUUCUCAUUUAUUUGAUGUAUUUUAUGAUCAUUUUGUAACGAUUAAUAAAUUUUAUUAAAUUUACCAUGAUUAUUAAAAUAUUUGUAAACAUAA